AUGGCACCAAACACCUUCCUCAAACACGUGAGGCUCCACGCCGUCGAAAUCUCUGGAGAGUUUGCAGGAACAUUUCUGUUCCUGCUGAUGGCACUCUCCGCGGCGCAAGUGGCCAACUCUGACACUUCUCACGUGGGGGACGGCGUCCAUCCUGGGGACAUCAAUCUCACGCAGCUUCUGUAUAUCAGCCUUGCGUUUGGGUUCUCCCUGGCCGUCAAUGUUUCCAUCUUUGCCAGAGUUAGCGGUGGCCUCUUCAAUCCCGCUGUCACCCUAGGAAUGUGCCUUGUGGGCAAAGUGGCCUGGAUCAAAGGCAUCUUCCUAGCCGCCGGCCAGGUCCUCGGAGCUGUCGUCGCAUCUCUCCUCGUCAAGAUCAUGUUCCCAGGCACCUAUGUCAUCCAGACCAAGCUCGGCCAUGGCGCCUCGCCCCUCCAGGGCCUGCUCAUCGAGGCUUUCCUUACCAUGCAGCUGAUGCUUGCCAUCUACUUCAUGGCCGUUGAGAAGCAUGAGGGCAACGCGUUGGCGGCACUCGUCAUUGGCUUUGCACUUUUCGUGGCUGAAUUGCCUGGUAUCUAUUACACCGGUGGCUCUCUUAACCCGGCAAGAACUUUUGGCCCGGACCUGGUCAUGCUCGACUUUGGCAGUACUCACUGGAUCUACUGGCUGGGCCCUCUUCUAGGUGCUACUCUGGCUGCUGGAUUCUACAGAUUCAUCAAGCUUCUGCAGCUUGAAUCUGCUGAGGCAUAUGAAGAUGCUGAAAGAGAGCCACUCUUGCCUUAG
Messenger RNA from Cryphonectria parasitica EP155, 777 nucleotides. Its product is annotated as aquaporin-like protein. Gene Ontology annotation, molecular function: water channel activity. Lineage: Eukaryota; Fungi; Ascomycota; Sordariomycetes; Diaporthales; Cryphonectriaceae. The record is from RefSeq and is a predicted model, not a curated record. Bases 1 to 777 code for a protein of 258 amino acids. Gene Ontology annotation, cellular component: plasma membrane. The transcript is spliced from 4 exons. Gene Ontology annotation, biological process: transmembrane transport.